AGUGCAGCAGGAAAGAUCAGAUUCAGCAGAGCCCAGCUGUGUGUCCAUGAAGAGUGACUGGUCUAUGGAUCAUCCACCAGAAAUGAAGGGUGGAGACAAAAGCCAAAGUAACAGGUACAAUACUGUUUAUGGGAUUAACGCUAAAGGAUUAGUUCACUUCCAAAAUUAAACAUUUUCUGCAAAUUUACUCACCCCCAUGUCAUCCAAGAUGUUUAUUUCUGUCUGUCUUCCUUUGAAAAGAAAUUAAGGUUUUUAAGGUAAACCUUAAUUUUUGCUCCUGGAUUUUUCUCCAUAUAAAUGGACUUCAAUGGUGGCCAAAGGGCUGAAGGUCCAAACUGCAGCUUGCAUGCAGUUUCAAGGGGCUCUACACCAGUGGUUUUUCCACCUACCUGUCAUGGUUCAGAUGAGGCAAGGACUCAAUGUGCAGGAAGAAAUUAGGAUUUAUUAAUAAUAAACACAACAAAAUUAUCAAAAACUAACCCAAGGGAAGGAAACAGGCAAGCAGCCAGGAAUAAGACACUGCAAGCCAGAAAUGGGCAGACCAGGACCACACAGUUUAAUCCAGCAGGAAAGAUCAGAUUCAGCAGUGCAUAGCUGUGUGUCCAUGAAGAGUGACUGGUCUAUGUCUCAUCCACCAGAAAUGAAGGGUGGAGACAAAAGCCAGAGUAACAGGCAAAUCCUGCGACCCAGACCAGCUGUAACAGAACCAGUCUGUAAGAAAAUGAAAUAUGAUGAGUCUGUGAAUCAACCACAGGACUUUAAUGAAAGCUUGUGUCCUGGCAUCAGCCAUACUGUUCUCAACACAUUUAGAUCAAAUCUGAAGAAUAAGUUUGAGUGUCUGUAUGAGGGAACAGUGACGCAGAGAAACCCAACACUCCUGAAUGAGAUCUACACAGAGCUGUACAUCACAGAGAGUGAGAGUGGAGAGAUCAGUAAUGAACACGAGGUGAGACAGAUUGAGACACAAUCCAGGAGAACAGCAUCAGAGGACAAACCAAUCAAAUGUAGAGACAUCUUUAGAGCUUUACCUGGACAAGACAAACCCAUCAGAACUGUGCUGACAAAGGGAGUCGCUGGCAUUGGAAAAACAGUCUCUGUGCAGAAGUUCAUCCUGGACUGGGCUGAAGGGAAAGAGAAUCAGGACGUCCAGCUCAUAUUUCCUCUUCCUUUCAGAGAGAUCAAUCUGAUAAAGGACAAAACACUCAGUCUUUCAGAUCUUCUUCAGGUCUUUUUCCCUGAAAUAAAAGAAAUGGAAAUAUCCAGUGAUGAAUAUAAAGUGUUGUUUAUCUUCGAUGGUCUCGAUGAGUACCGUUUUCCCUUAAACUUUAAAAGCAAUGAGACUUUACUGGAUGUGACCAAAGAGACAUCAGUGGACGUGCUGCUGACGAACCUCAUUGUGGGGAAUCUGCUUCCCUCUGCUCUCAUCUGGAUCACCUCCAGACCAGCAGCAGCUGAUCUCGUCCCCUCUGAGUGUGUCCAUCGAGUAACAGAGGUACGAGGCUUCAAUGACCCACAGAAGGAGGAAUACUUCAGGAAGAGAGUCAGUGAUCAGAGUCUGGCCGAGAGGAUCAUCUCACACCUGAAGUCAUCAAGGAGCCUCUUCAUCAUGUGCCACAUCCCAGUGUUCUGCUGGAUCUCAGCCGCUGUUCUGGAGAAGAUGUUGAGUCGAGCAGAGCGUGGAGAGAUUCCCAAGACUCUCACUCAGAUGUACACACACUUCCUGACGGCACAGAUUAAUAUUAAAGACACAAAGUACAAUGACAACAAGGACACAGAUACAGAAAUGGUUUUCAAAUUGGGGAAACUUGCAUUUGAGCAACUGGAUAGAGGCAACCUGAUCUUCUAUGAGGAAGACCUGAGAGAGUGUGGCAUUGAUGAGACAGAAGCAUCAGUGUACUCAGGAUUGUGCUCUCAGAUCUUCAGAGAGGAGUCUGGCUUGUAUCAGGGGAAAGUCUUCUGCUUUGUUCAUCUGAGUGUUCAGGAACAUCUAGCAGCUCUAUAUGUGCACCUCUCCUGUACAAACCAAAACAUCAAUGCAUUUGACCAAAUUUUGGUAAAAAAGAAUCUUCAAGUAUCUGACCUGUAUAAGAGAACUGUAGAUGAUGAAUAUAACUCAAAGUUCUAUAAAUAUUCAAUGUCAAUAUAUUCAUUUUCCGAGCUGCAUCAGAGAGCUGUGAAUGAGGCUUUACACAGAAAAAACGGACAUUUGGACCUUUUCGUUCGUUUUCUGUGUGGUCUGUCAAUGAAGACUAACCAGUCUCUCUUAAAGGAUCUAAAGAUACAGAAAGAAACCUGCUGUUACAACAAAGAGGAAACUGUUACAUUUAUCAAUAAUAUUAUCAGGAAAAGUCAAUCUCCAGAGAAAUCAAUCAAUCUUUUCCACUGUUUAAAUGAACUUGGUGACCAUUCUCUCAUUGAGGAAAUUCAACACUAUCUUAAAUCUGGUAAAAUAAAAAAAAUUGAGCUCUCAGUUUCUCAGCGGUCAGCUCUGGUUUUUGUGUUGCUGACCUCAGAACAGGAGAUGGAUAUGUUUUGUCUAAGCAAAUAUACAGGAUCACACAUGACUCCAGAUGAAGUACUUCAGACACUUCUCCCUGUGAUUAAAGCAACAAAAUCAGCUCAGCUUGAUGACCGUAAUUUAACAGAGAUAAGCUUCACUCAUCUGGCUUCAGUGCUCAGCUCAAACUGUUCGUGUCUGAGAGAUCUGGAUCUGUCUGGGAAUUAUCUGGGAAAUUAUGGAGUAGAGCUGUUUUGUGCUGGACUAAAGAAUCCACACUGUAAACUGGAGAAACUAGAGUUGAUGUGUUGUGGUGUCACAGAUAAAGGUUGUGCUGUUCUGGCUUCAGCUCUGAGAUCAAACCCCUCACACCUGAGAGAACUCAAUCUGGAGUGGAAUAAACUGGGGAAAGGUGUCAAGCUGCUCACUGAUCUUCAGAGGAAUCCAUACUAUAAACUUGAGACACUGAGGUUCAAUGAUAUGUAUGUCACAGCUGAAGGUUGUGCUGCUCUGGCUUCAGCUCUGAGAUCAAAUCCCUCACACCUGAAUCUGUGUGAGUGUAAUCUGGGAGAAUCGGGCAUGAAGCUUCUAUCCACUGUACUAGAAAAUCCUCAGUGUACAGUGAAAACACUCGAACUGAGGAAUUGUGGAAUUACGGCUGAAAGUUGUACUGCUCUGGCUUCAGCUCUGAGAUCAAACCCCUCACACCUGAGAGAACUGGAUCUGACAUGGAAUCAUCUGGGCGAUACUGGUGUGACACUGCUCUCUGCUGGACUGGAGCAUUCUCACUGUAAACUGGAGAUAUUGAAGUUGGAGCACUGUGCUAUUGCAGCUGAAGGUUGUGCUGCUCUGGCUUCAGCUCUGAGAUCAAACCCCUCACACCUGAAACAACUGGAUCUGACAUGGAAUCAUCUGGGAGAUACUGGUGUGACACUGCUCUCUGCUGGACUGGAGAAUCCUUACUGUAAACUGGAGAUGCUGAGGCUGAGGUAUUGUGGAGUCACAGGUGAAGGCUGUGCUGCUUUGGCUUCAGCUCUGAGAUCAAACCCUGAACACCUGAGAGAACUGGAUCUGACUGGGAAUAAACUUGGAGUGCAUCUGAUUUCUCAUCUAAAGAACGAUCCACUUUACAAGAUAGGGUUGUAACAAUAAGUGCAAUAUUCAGUACAAAUGCAUAUCCAAAUCUCAAGGAGAAAAUUAAGCCAACAAUCUGGAUGAAAAAAUCAGAUGAAUAGUAUUCAAUAUUACAUAGCAAUUCAAAAUAGUCCAGAUGUGCAAGCACUCUCAGUGGAAAAGAAAACACAAAUUCGAAAAUGUAUUUAACCAUUACCACAAAACUGAGGUAUGCACCAAUGUGUGAAUUUUGUGUACCGUUGCAGCCCUAUUAUUAUUUGGACAUGCUACAGUGAGUAUUAAUUGAAGUAUUAAUCUCAACCACAGAUUAAUGCAAAAGAUAAUUUUAAGCUUCUGUGCAGCUCAAACUCUCAUUCAGCAGAAGAGAUGCUCUGUAGAAAAAAGCAUCCUAUUACACCUUUACUAUUCUAUGGAAACCCAUUUCUGCCACAUAAGAAAAAAAAA
Messenger RNA from Carassius auratus (goldfish), 4075 nucleotides. Its product is annotated as NACHT, LRR and PYD domains-containing protein 12-like. The coding region runs from base 533 to 3643 and encodes 1036 amino acids. Lineage: Eukaryota; Metazoa; Chordata; Actinopteri; Cypriniformes; Cyprinidae. Gene Ontology annotation, molecular function: protein binding. The transcript is spliced from 10 exons. The record is from RefSeq and is a predicted model, not a curated record.